Erinaceus europaeus (western European hedgehog) is the source of this 3822-nucleotide messenger RNA. It is a transcript of the gene PKN3, whose product is annotated as protein kinase N3. Gene Ontology annotation, molecular function: ATP binding; small GTPase binding; protein serine/threonine kinase activity. The transcript is spliced from 22 exons. Gene Ontology annotation, biological process: peptidyl-serine phosphorylation; intracellular signal transduction. The record is from RefSeq and is a predicted model, not a curated record. Lineage: Eukaryota; Metazoa; Chordata; Mammalia; Eulipotyphla; Erinaceidae. Bases 796 to 3549 code for a protein of 917 amino acids.
ACUGCCCUGGGGCAGGCGGUGUGUGGGGGAGGCAGAAUGUGUCCCCUAGAAGCAGAGGACCUCUCUCCACCGCGCUUGUGGGGUCCUUCCCGGAGUACCCAGAACAAUAGGCCGUGUGGAUGCCGGGGAGAGGCCCCCAAGUAACCUUGGGGUGCACAGAGGGUUCCAGCAACAAAGGCGGGGGUGGUCUCUGCCCUACCCGACUAUAGAGGCAGAAGAGGCCAAGGCUGUGAUGGGGUCUGUUAGGAGCAGGAUGGAGUGUUUCAGCCUUGAGGAAAAGCGGUGGAUGAGGGGGGUCGGUUCAAGACUGGAUUCCAGCAGCAUAGUGUGUAUUCACGACAAGGUCCCAGGUGGCAGCCCAGACGGGACAGGAUGGGCCACUGCUCAGAGAUGAUGUGACCUCGAUCAGGCUGGUGGAGUGCCCCCACUCUGGCCGCUCACUCAUGCAGUCUUCGAGAAGGGCUGGCCUGUGCCCUACCCCCACCGCCUUCCUCCAGAGGUCCCGCCGCCUAUUCCAGCCAUGGCUUGUGCACAUUUUCCAGUUUCCUGUGAACCUCCGCCCAGUAGCUGCUGCUGGGUGACUCAGGACCCUGGUGGCCAGGCCCCCAGCUCCAUGGGAUCUUUGUUUGCUCAGGCCCUUGGCUCUGGACCUCUAGCCUGGGGCUCAGUCAGAGGAUUUCCUGAGCCGCACCCCUGCCCUCUGACAGCCAGGCCAGUUGGGCUCAGCUGAGGUCUGGGUUGGGGGGCAAGGGUCCCUGAGACUGGGGAGGCCUCCCCUUACAUUGGGCACAGGAGAUGGAGAGCAGAGAGGCUGGGGCAGGCCAAAUGCCUCCAGAGGAUGAGAAAGAGGUGAUCCGCCGGGCCAUCCAAAAAGAACUGAAAAUCAAGGAGGGUGUGGAGAACCUGCGGCGGGUGGCCACUGACCGCCGCCACCUGGGCCACGUGCAGCAGUUGCUGCGCUCCUCCAACCGCCGUCUGGAGCAGCUGCAUGGGGAACUCCGGGUGCUGCACACCCGCGUCCUGCUGCCCAGCCCUGCGCUCAGCCCCGCUGGUGAGAGAGUGUCCCUCCAAACAGACAGCAGUUCCCCUGCCCCGGCCCAGCCUCUCAAGAGUCCUCAGGAGGGGCAGAAUGAAUCUGUGGCCUCUGGGCCCCAGCCACCUUCGGAUCAGCCAAGAGCGCGGCAGCUGGAGGCUCUCCAGAAGCAACUGCAGGUGGAGCUCAAGGUGAAGCAGGGGGCUGAGAAUAUGACCCACACGUAUGCCAGCAGCAACCCGAAGGAGAGGAAGCUCCUGGCAGCUGCCCAGCAAAUGCUCCGGGACAGCCAGCUGAAGGUGGCCCUUCUGCGAAUGAAGAUAAGCAGCCUGGAAGCCAGUGGGUCCCCCGAGCCAGGUCCUGAGCUGCUGGUGGAGGAGCUACGACAUCACUUGCACAUUGAGGCAGCCGUGGUCAAGGGGGCCAAGAAUGUGGUCAAGCUGCUUGGUGACCGGCGGGCACAGGACCGGAAGGCUGUGGCUGAGGCCCAGGCCCAGCUCCAUGAAUCCUCCCAGAAACUGGACCUCCUGAGACUGGCCUUGGAGCAGCUCCUAGAGAGACUGCCCACUGCCCACCCUCUGCGUAGCAGAGUGGCCCGGGAACUUCGGACUGCAGUGUCUGGGAACACCCAGCCUUUCAGGACACUGGUGAAGCCAACCGCCAUGACAGGCACGCUGCAGGUACACCUCCUGGGCUGUGAACAGCUGCUGACAUCUGUUCCUGGACGCUCCCCAGUGGCCGCACUGGCUGCAAGCCCCUCCCAGGGCUGGCUGCGGGGCAGAGCCAAGCAACUCCGGGGUCGGGGUGAGCUGACUUGCGAGGUGCUGGCUGUGCUGAAGGUGGACAAUCGAGUUGUGGGCCAGACCAGCUGGGGGCCAGUGGCCAAGCAGUCUUGGGACCAGACCUUUGUUGUCCCCCUGGAGCGGGCACGAGAGCUGGAGAUUGGGGUGCAUUGGCGGGACUGGCGGCAACUGUGUGGCGUGGCCUUCCUGCGGCUGGAGGACUUCCUGGACAAUGCCUGUCACCAGCUGGCCCUCAGCCUGGUGCCACAGGGGCUGCUCUUUGCCGAGAUAACCUUCUGUGACCCCAUCAUUGAGAAACGGCCGAGGUUGCAGAGGCAGAAACGCCUUUUUUCUAAACGCAGAGGUCAGGACUUCAUGAGGGCGUCCCAGAUGAACCUCAGCAUGGCUGCCUGGGGCCGCUUGGUCAUGAAUCUGCUACCCCCCUGCAGCUCUCCAAGUACCACCAGCCCCCCCAAAAGAUGCCCUCAGACCCCAGCAACCCGGCGAGCAGCUCCUGAGCCUACCUCUCCCAGUCCUUUCCCAACCAAGAAGAGCCCCUUGGGAGAAGGGGAGAAGCCCCCUCCCAAGCCCCCACGCCUCUACCUGCCCAGGGAGCCCACCCCUGAGGAGACACCGCGCACCAAACGCCCCCACAUGGAGCCCAGGAUUCCUGUCCGGCCAUCACCACUGGCAGCAUCUAGGAAACCCCCUAGGCUUCAGGACUUCCGCUGCCUGGCCGUGCUGGGCCGGGGUCACUUUGGAAAGGUGCUCCUGGCCCAAUUCAAGGGGACAGGGAAAUACUACGCCAUCAAAGCGCUGAAGAAGCAGGAGGUGCUGAGCCGGGACGAGGUAGAGAGCCUCUACUGUGAAAAACGGAUUCUGGAGGUGGUGGGCCGGACAGGGCACCCUUUCCUGCUUUCCCUCCUUGCCUGCUUCCAGACCUCCAGCCACGCCUGCUUCGUGACUGAGUUCCUGUCUGGUGGUGACCUGAUGAUGCAGAUCCAUGAGGAUGUCUUCCCAGAGCCUCAUGCCCGGUUCUAUCUGGCCUGUGUGGUGCUGGGGUUGCAGUUCUUACAUGAGAAGAAGAUUAUUUAUAGGGACCUUAAGUUGGAUAACCUCCUUCUGGAUGCCCAGGGAUUCCUGAAGAUUGCAGAUUUUGGCCUUUGUAAGGAAGGGAUUGGUUUUGGGGACCGGACGAGCACAUUCUGUGGCACCCCGGAGUUCCUGGCCCCUGAGGUGCUGACCCAGGAGGCCUACACGAGGGCCGUGGACUGGUGGGGUCUGGGGGUGCUUCUGUACGAGAUGCUGGUGGGUGAGUGCCCAUUCCCAGGGGACACGGAGGAGGAGGUGUUCGACUGCAUUGUCAAUGAGGAUGCCCUCUAUCCCCACUUCCUGUCGGCGCAAGGGCUGGAGCUCAUUCAGAAGCUCCUUCAGAAGUGUCCAGAGAAGCGCUUGGGGGCAGGAGAGCAGGAUGCUGAGGAGAUCAAGACACAGCCCUUCUUUGGGAACACCAACUGGCAGGCCCUGCUGGCCCGUGCAGUCCGGCCUCCCUUCGUGCCUACCCUGUGUAGCCCCACAGAUCUGCGCUACUUCGAGGGCGAGUUCACAGGCUUGCCGCCUGCUCUGACCCCGCCUCCCCCCCACAGCCUCCUCACAGCCCGCCAACAGGCUGCCUUCCGGGACUUUGACUUUGUGUCUGAACAAUUCUUGGAGCCUGGCAUCUCUGUCCCCUGAACUGUCAGGACUCUCUCUCUACCCACUGGGCAUCCUGCUCUUGAGGCCCAGGUCUUGCCUGGUGUUCGGAGCCCUGGGAAUUCAAGGUGGCAGCCAGGGGGUUACCAUCAUGGACUUCAUGCAGCCAGAGGGCAGGAGGUCCCCUUCCCUCAUCCCACUGCUCCUCUAUCCACCCAAAAAUAGACCAGAAAGGGGACAUAACAAUGAGGAGUGAUCUGCUUUAUUAUUCUUUUUUAAUACUUUAUUAUGGAUAAUUAAAUUUAUAAAACUGCA